GCAACCUCGUUCAACAACACCACCUCCACCACCAUGCAUCUCAUGUAUACGUUGGACGAGAAUGGGAACAGGGUGUACACGUUGAAAAAAAUUACCGACAGUGGUAAAAUCACCAAAUCCGCCCACCCUGCUCGUUUUUCCCCCGACGACAAGUUUUCACGGCACCGAGUAACGAUCAAAAGGCGUUAUGGCAUUCUCCUCACCCAGCUUUCUGCCAAACCCUUGUAAUUGGUUAUAGAAUACAGGCGUUUUGCUCGACGUACUGCAUCUGUCUCUGCGGUGGUCAUGCCAUCUAACUCUCGGCCUCAUGCCCGAGUUGCGUCUCAUCUCAGGCUGUGGCUGAUGGAGAUACGGGCUGCUAGGUUGAGUGUGGAGCUGGCUAUCGCACUUUCCUCUGGAAGAAAGAGAAAGUGGUCUGUUUGACUUUGCUACCAUUUGUGACUGCCUCACCGCUGGUGUAGAGUUUCGGGAAGUAGAUAUGUUGUACGAGUUUCAUGAUCAUUGCCAUUGCUUCCAGUGUCCCCUACCUGUCCAGCC
Somion occarium is the source of this 537-nucleotide messenger RNA. The record is from the annotation of a GenBank genome assembly. Lineage: Eukaryota; Fungi; Basidiomycota; Agaricomycetes; Polyporales; Cerrenaceae.